Molecule: messenger RNA, 2916 nt
Organism: Bacillus rossius redtenbacheri
Lineage: Eukaryota; Metazoa; Arthropoda; Insecta; Phasmatodea; Bacillidae
Gene: Dnali1
Product: 33 kDa inner dynein arm light chain, axonemal
Exons: 6
Coding region: 235-903 (222 amino acids)
Cellular component (GO): filopodium; axoneme
Molecular function (GO): dynein heavy chain binding
Source: RefSeq, a predicted model, not a curated record
UUCGUCCUGGCCGUGUAUCACCAUGUUGUACAUUGUUGCGGGCUGUCAUGCUUUGUAGUUAGUAUCUUUAUAGUGAAAUAAGGAAUGGAUAAGUGCACGAAAAAGACUUCAUUUGUGUGGAAUUUUUUCACGGAAAAUAAUGAGUUUGCUAAUUGUAAUUUGUGUAAACAAAAACUGAGUUAUAAAUCAUCGACUAAUCUGAAGAAACAUUUGAAACGUAAACAUUGAUAUAGUAUGCUCACUAAUGUGCCAACAGAGGGUUUAGCUGUUCCACCGAGACCUAAAACAGCCCCCUUGAGUGCAGACGCACGCAGGGAAUCAGAUGAAAUCCUCAACAAGAUCCUGCCCCCCCGCGAGUGGCUGGAAGACAACCAAUUGUGGCGGCAGUAUGUGUCGAGCACUCCGGCCACGCGACUGGACGUCAUCAACCUGCAGGAGGAGCUGGACAUGAGGCUGCAGCAGCAGCAGGCACGCGAGACGGGCAUCUGCCCCGUGCGCCGCAAGCUGUACACCCAGUGCUUCGAGGAGCUGAUCCGGCAGGUGACCAUCAACUGUGCGGAGCGCGGGCUGCUGCUGCUCCGAGUGCGAGACGAGGUCCGCAUGACCAUUGCCGCCUACCAGACGCUCUACGAGUCCAGCAUCGCGUUCGGCAUGAGGAAGGCUCUCAUGGCGGAGCAGGGCAAGGCGGACCUGGAGGACACGGUGGAGCAGCUCCAGGGCGUCAAGGCCGAGCUGGAGAAGCAGGUGGUGGACCUGCGAGCCCGCACCGACCAGAUAGAGCGCCGCGCCACCGAGCAGCGCCAGGCCGACGAGAAGCAGCACGCCGAGGAGAUACAGAACCUCAAGAGGACCAACCAGAUGCUCAGGACCCAGCUGGAAGGAAUCACUGCACCAAAGAAGUGAAGCAGAGAAUGAAAACGACUAAUGACAAUCGGUGAAAUAAUGUAGAUAAGACAUGCACAGUAUUUCUGGUGGCACAUAGUGUGGUAAUAAAAGUCAUAUCACCCAUUUAAAAUUUGGAGCAGCUAAUAACAAAAUUGUUCCAUUUGAAAAAUUAUAAAACCAUCACAAAAAAAGUAUAUACGUACUAACAACACUCAUCAUCUGAAAAUUAAAAGUGACACGUAAUGUCAUAAGCAUUAAUAUUUAUUUCUUUUGAUUAUUUGAGUUUUUAACAUGCAUUUAUUAAUUUUAAAUUUAUGUAAUAAACUAUAUACUUAUAUAAAUCUGGCUACUUUUAAUCACACAUUGAUUUCCGAUAAUGUGAGUAUUCAAGAUUGUAAAAAAGUAUUGACUUUCAUAAAUGAGAAUAUUUUGGGUGCAUGAAUACUUACAAUACAGCGUGUUUCGGUGCAUUGGAAAUGUUUUCAUGAAUCAGCUGAUUAUUACAGUACCUCAAUUUUUAAGGCGAUUCCAGGCGUCCAAGCCAAUUUAUUCUGCUAUUGUUUCACAAGACAGUAGCAAAUUAACUUUGAUUGCUUGUGUUUAAAAUGCCGAGAAUAGUUCAAGUUUCUGAUAGUGCUUAUGAAUGUUUUUACGUCAUCGCUACUUGUCAUGAGUUUGAAAUGCAGUAAAUAGUGGGCUUUUUAUUAGACCUGUGCAAAUAUUUUUUUUUUAGUUUGAAUCAAAUACAAAUAUCAAAUUUGCAUACUUCCACUAAAAAAGUUUUUUUGUCCCAUCAUGUAACAACUUCUUUAAAAUUAGACAAAUAAUACUAAAGUGAAAGGUGGGUUAAGUUAUGUCAGCUACAAUAAUUAUUGGGGAAAUGUUUGUUAAAAUAUUUAAAUUGAAAAAUAAAUAUUUGUUUUAUUAAUUAUGCAGCUAACCUAACUUAACCAACCAACUAACCAACCCACCCACCCACCUUAUUUUCCACAUCCGGCUACUCUACCUAUUGAUCCAGCAAAAUCCAUGACAUUCACUGCAAUCCAUUUUACGAAAAACUUGAAUUUUUUUUUCCUGCUGUAUUCCCAAAUUAGUGAUUGAAUGAGCUAAUAUUUACAUAUUUAAACCCUAGUUAUUCACGAGAUUUCGUUGUUAACGGCAGCCAGGUAAAUUGUAUUUUAGUUCAGCAAUAUUAUAAAUACAAUUUUCGCUAGUUUCGUCGGGAAUCUUAAAAUUUCAUUAACUUUUUAAAAAAUAUAUUUUAGAGUGGUAACGUCAAUUUUGUCAUACAUGUAUACAGCAAGUAAGCGUUACUGUAUCACAUGGUGUCAGAUUGAUUGUGAUUAUCGAAGUAUAUGGCAUUGAAACUAUGACGAUUACUUCUUUUAGUGCCCAUCUUAAUGGGUGUCAUGUUUUGUGGCUGUGCAGCCCAUGGUUCUGAACUGAAAAGAAUUCAAAUCAUGUUUUGUUUGAGUUUGAAAUGAAUGCAAAAAUAUGCCAUGUUUUGAAUUGUUCACUGAAUUUUUUCCAUCAUUGUUUAGCGAGACAGUAGUGAGAAAAUUUUUUUUAAAUUGUUGCUUAUUGUUCAUGUUUACCAAAGUGACGAUGUACUGGUUCAUGUUGCUACACAAGCGUCCGCCAUUUUUUUGACGUUUCUGAGACUUCUGUGCAGAGACAGCAUUGUCGUCUCGCAUUUCCGUUCUAUUUUCACAAAAUUACUCCUAUCAAAUGCCCUGUGCAGAGAGCUAAGAUGUUUACACAUCAUAAAUUUUAAUGGAUAAAUCAGUUAAUUUUAUUUACCAUUAUUACUCAUGUACAGUAUGAGCACACUACAUUAUCAUCUCCUGGUAACGAAGUAUUAGAUAAUGUACAAAAUGUUCUAAUGGUGUAAGUUACGUCAAAACUGUGCACUGGACAGCUUUAAAGCCCUAACUGACAUAAAUUAACACAAAGUAUAAUAAUUUUAUUAAGUGAACAGCAUGCAGUUUAAAGAAAAAAAAAUGAAUGAAAAAUUAGUUAAUCAUAAAAAUU